CUCAUUAUGAAAAUUUUGAUUCGAACAUGCUUGACGGUGAUAUUGCAGAUGUUAACAGUUUCGUCUUUCACUGAGGGUCUUUUAACUGUUUGCCCACCAAAUGAAGAAUAUAGAGUUUGCGGUCCAAAAUGUCCUCCAAAUUGUGAAAUUCUGAAAGAUGAAAUAUGUUGUGAAGUUGUUUGUGUAGCUGGCUGCUUUUGCAAAGAUGGGUACAUGAGAUUUACUGAAAAUGGAGAAUGUGUACCCUUACAAUCGUGCCCUAGUGCAGGUGUUCUGAGAUUUGUAAAUGACGAACAGCAAGUCUAUGAAGGAGAAAAAGUAUUCAGAAUCGCAGUCGAUCGAAUAAGUGGCUCCCAUGGCCGAAUAACUGUCCAUUGGCGCCUAGUCUUCGAAGGUAGCAUAUCUUAUCCAGAGUACAGUGGAAAAACAGGAAUUAUUGAAUUCCUAGACGGAGAAACGAGAAAAAUAAUUGAAAUACCAUUAGUGGACGAUACUAUCAGGGGACACGAUAUUUCAUUCAGACUCGAAUUGUAUGAAGCCAGUAAAAAGGCAGAAAUCGCAUUGGAUCAUGCGUUUUCCUUCCUAACUAUUAAAGAUGACGACAUGCAACCUGGUUAUUUAGAAUUGGAAAAUCAUUCGUAUACUGUAGUAGAGGGUGAAGGCAAGGUUGAAAUUUUUGUGGUUCGUAAAGACGGCACUGAUGGCAAGAUUCUAGCUCAUUAUCGAACGAGAAGUGCCACGGCAUUAAGUGGUAUUGAUUUUGAGACGGCACUUGGACAGUUGAUCUUUGAAGAAGGGGAAACGAGAAAGAGUUUUGUCAUACAUAUAAAAAAUGAUGAUAUAAAAGAAAAUUCGAAGUUUUUCGAGGUCGAACUCUUCAAUCAAGCUCCUGGAGAUGGAACCGUCAAUUUCAGAAGAACUGGUUUGAGUCAAAUCGCCUCCAUCACCAUUACAGACGAUGACAUGAAACCAGGUAACUUUGAGGUGGAAAGUACAAACUACGUUUUCCCUGAAUCCGCUGGAAUCGUACGCAUACCAGUUCUUAGAAAUGGCGGUACUGACGGACAAAUUAGUGUGCACUUCAAGACGAUUGUCAAAUCUGCAAAAGCGAACAUCGACUUCAAUCCUGUUGAGGGAGUAUUGGAAUUUGCUGAAGGACAAAGUAGAAACUUCAUCGAAGUUAAGAUUUUGGAUGAUGAUCUGAGGGAACCCAAUAAAAAUUUCCAGAUUCUUCUGUUUGAUCCUGCUUCAGGACCUGGUGUGAUUAAUUUCCGGAAAAAUGAUUUUAAGGAAACAUUCAUUUUGGUUACGAUUACAGACGACGAUAUGAAACCUGGAUACUUUGAAUUGGAGAAAGAGUCAUACACUGUAACAGAAGGCGGAGCAUUGAGAGUUGGAAUCGUUCGUCUCGGUGGAACAGAUGGAAGCUUAACAAUCCACGUCAAAACAGUAGCCAAAUCAGCACUGGCUACUACAAACUUUAUAGCGCUUGAUAAAGAAAUAAUAUUUGCAGAAAAUGAAGAGAAGAAGUAUAUUGAUAUUCCUAUUGUGGACAAUGACAUUAGAGAGCCCGACAAAAAGUUCGAGAUCAUAUUGUAUGAUCCAGUUCCAGGAAUAGGAGUCAUAAAUUUCAGAAACAGCGGGAAAGUGAUGCAAUCUGUGGUGACCAUUGUUGAUAAUGACAUGAGACCUGGAAUUUUCGAAAUUGAAAGAAGCUACGAAGUCUUAGAAAAUGUUGGUAAAAUCAGAGUCAAAGUACUGCGCACAGGGGGCUCAGAUGGUGAAAUACACGUUAAGUACAAGACAGUACAAAAGACAGCUUUGGAGAAUGUGGACUAUAUCCCUGUAUUUGGAGAGCUUACGUUUUUAGAACAUGAGACUGAGAAAUUCAUCGAUGUUGUUAUUAAAGACGAUAGCUCAAGGGAGCAAACUAAAGAGUUCCACGUUCAUCUCUUUGAGUCUACAGCUGGUCCGGGUGUCAUUAACUUCAGAUCUCUAGACUCAGAUAAGAUAUCAAUAAUCACAAUCAAAGAUGAUGAUAUGACGCCAGGAUUCUUGCAAUUCGAGAAACCACUUUACGAAGUUUUAGAAAACAGUGGAACCCUACGCAUAGGAGUUGUUCGAGUGGAUGGAAAAGAUGGACUGCUAAAAAUGCAUUACAAGACAUUGAUGAGGUCAUCACAACUUUUCAGCGAGUAUAACCUCGAAGGUGUACUUGAAUUCAAGGAUGGUGAAGAAAAACAAUACAUAGAUCUUCCAAUUCAUGAUAACAAUGUCAAAAACUCACAGUUAAAAUUCCAAGUACAACUCUUCGAUAUUACGCCUGGUGAAGGUGUACUCAAUUUCAGGCAAAUGGGAACAAUAAUAUCCACCAUCGUUGCAAUUAAUGAUGAUGAUAUGAACCCAGGAAUCUUGGAAUUCCUUUUGCCUAGUUACACUUUUAAGGAAAAUGCCGAUAAACUGAUGGUUUGUGUUGAACGAAAAGGCGGAUCAGACGGAUUACUUAGAGUUAAGUACAAGACGGUGAGUGGCACAGCAAUAGCAGGAAAAGACUUCCACCCAAUGACUGGAGAAUUGGUAUUCAGAGAUGACGAGACUUUGCAACAUUUGCAUCUUCACUUUAUUGACAAUAAGAUUCGAGAUGUCGAUAGAGCAUUUUUUAUUGAGAUAUAUGAUCCGUCUUCCGAAUACGACUUCAUCACUGGCCGAAUCCUUGGUUCUAUAGCGAAAACGACAGUCACUAUAAUUGAUGAUGACAUUAAUCCAGGAAAGUUCGAGCUUCAAAAACCAUCUUACUCAGUUUUUGAAAACGAUAAAGUCAUCAAAGUUGGAGUCGAACGUGUUAAUGGUGCCGAUGGUUUGGUGCAUGUCAAGUACAAAACGAUACCAUUAACGGCUGUGCCCUCUAGAGAUUUUGUACCCAUUGAGGGUGAUCUAGUGUUUAAUGAUAAGGAAACAACAAAAUAUAUUGAGAUUCAAAUAAAGGAUAAUGAAGUGUUUGAAUCAUCGCGAACUUUCGAAAUUCAACUGCUUGAUCUGAUAGAUGGAAAUGGAGGUGUCAACUUCAGAGGAUUUGGUUCAAGACGAUCCUCUGUGAUUACUAUCAACGAUGAUGAUAUGAAACCUGGCUACUUAGAAAUGCAAACAGACACUGUUACUGUAAAUGAGAACAUCGGAAUUGCAAAGUUAGUCGUGAUCAGACGUGACGGUACUGAUGGAAUAAUUAAAGUCAAGUAUCGAAUCAUAUCAGUUAGUGCAGAUUUGAACAAAGAUUACGAAAUUGUUCCGCCUGUUGAGCUUAUCUUUCAACAACUUGAAACUGAGAAGACAAUUCAUAUCAAAAUAGUUAAUGAUGCUGAAAGAGAACAAACAGAAACGUUUAGAGUUGAGCUUUAUGACCAGUCCAUCCCAUCAAACUACCGAGUUUUUAAUUAUCGAAAUCGUGCAUCGACUUUAACCACAGAUGUAAUCAUCCUCGAUGACGAUACAAGGCCUGGCUACGUUGAGAUGGUAGCGACAAAGCUAACGGUUUGGGAAGAUAUUAGAAGGGUCAGAGUAACUGUCUCAAGGAAAGGUGGAACAGAUGGUCAUUUAAGGGUAAAAUAUAGAACAGUAGAUGGCACAGCAACAUCUCCAUUUGAUUACGUAUUCGAUAUGGGUGAAUUAGAGUUUGAAGAAGGCGAGUCCGAACAAAAUAUUUCCAUUAAAAUCGUUGAUGACACAAUGGCAGAAAGUAGUGAGUACUUUUCUGUUUUAUUGUUUGAUGUCCGAGAUGAAGCAGGCCCUGUAAGUGGAAGAUCUUACAACUUGAAACUUCUAGAAACACAAAUUGUUAUUAUGGAUAACGAUCGGAAUUCGGGAUCUGCUUCGAUGGAGAAAGAAAACAUUACGGUCAAUGAAAAUGCUGUUACAGUACAAAUCAAUGUAAUUCGUACUGGUGGAUCUGAAGGUAAUUUAAUUGUAAGAUAUCGAACCAAAGAUGGAACAGCAUUGAGUGGAGCCGAUUAUAUUCUUUCUAGUGGAGAAAUUACUUUUCGAAAUGGGGAAAUUCGUAAGUCCAUUAGUGUUCGCCUCAUAAAUGACAUCUUGAAGGAAUCUGCUGAAAGUUUUACAGUGGAAUUACUGGAUAUCUCCAGUGGCGUACAGCCACGUAGUUUGGGAGCUUUGAGAAGCACAAAUAUUAUUAUAAUUGAUGAUGAUAAAAUACUCGGUAAAUUUCAAUUCCACCAGUCUCGUAUCACAGUGCAAGAGAGUGCUUUUCAAGUUACUCUGAUAGUGAAACGAUUUGGUGGGUCGGAUGGCUCCAUUACUCUGAGAUGGACUGCUAGAGAUAUAACAGCAACUAGUGGACUCGAUUACAAUCCUACACAAGGCUUAAUCCCUUUUGCUGAUGGUCAGAUGGAACAAUCGGUAUCGAUUGCUAUCAUAGAUGAUAAAACUAGAGAAGAGGAUGAGAAAUUUAUUGUUGCUUUGCACGGUCCAUCUAAUACAGAUGUCUUGGGAGCAGUUAACACAGUAACAGUUACCAUAGCAGACGACGAUGAUUACACGGCUGUUUCCGACAAUUUGAUCGAAGUAAAUUUUAAUCCAACGACAUACAUAAUAAGAAGAAACCAACGAUUCGUUAAACUGCAUAUCUUUCGAACAGGUGAUUUAGAGCCACUUUCUGUUUACUUGACAACCAAUGACGGCACAGCCAAAGGUGGAGAGGACUAUAGAAAAAUGCGAGGUAGAGUUGAAUUUUACGCAGGUGAAAGGAGUAUUACUGUGACAGUUCGAACUUAUAACCAACCACGAAUUGGAGAUAACAAAAUAUUCUAUUACGAAAUGUUUGCCCCAAGCAGAGGAAUUGUAGGUCGAAAUAAAACAGCAACAGUAAUAAUAGAAAACGAUUCUUCUGCUCGAUUAAACGGAAGGAACUCACCCGAAGAAGGAUCAAUUAUAGGGGGUGACGGGCAGAUUUCAAGUUUUGACGGAUCUUCUCUGACGGCAGUCAACCAGUUCAAAAACACACAACUAACAUCGCAGCAACUCCCUCAAAUUCCUAAUUUUGGAAUUGGCCAACAAAUAAAGACCAUAGCAGAAAAAAUCACGAUAUUCUUUGUCAACCCAACAAUAACAGUCAAGAGGAGCGAAGGCAAAGUUAAAGUGGAAAUAGGAAGAUCUGGCGAUUUUAACAUACCUCUGACGGUUUUCUUCGAAACCAGAGAUGGAACAGCCAAAGCAGGAAUAGAUUAUCGUGCAACAAAAGGAGAUAUCAGUUUUCUCAAAAACGAAAUACAACUCGGAGUGCAAGUUAUUCUCACUGAUUUCAUUCUAAAGGAAAAAGAAGACAAGUUUUUCUUUAUCGACAUUUCUCAACCUUCCUUAGGAAUUGUUGUCCCAAGUCUAGGGAGACUUAGAGUUGUUAUUGUUAAUGAUAUUACAGCAGCAGAUUCCAGUGUUGAAAAAGUAUCAUCAAGCUUUAGUGAAUCAAGCUUUAGCUUUAGAUCUCGAGUAAACGGUGGUUCGCCACCUGGUGAUGAUACACCUUGGGUUAAUCAUCAAGUAAAUGUAACGCAACAAUCUCACAUACCACCUCCGCCGCCACAUUCUACUAAACAUGAAAGCUGUCCAGUUGGAAUGACUUUUAGGCGUUGUGCUCCAGCUUGCCCUAAAACUUGUGAAAAUAUGGAUGAUCCUGAGCCAUGCCACAAUAAAUGUGUGGACGCCUGUUUUUGUGAAGACGGCUUUGUGAAAGAAAGCUCGAUUAGCAAUAAAUGCAUAUUGCCCGAAGACUGUAUAGGUUCCAGGUCGAAAAGUAAGAUAGUUGGAAAGCUAGCAGCUGGUGCUGGUUUGCUUGGACUUGGAGGAUUAUUACCUGCUUUGGGCAGAUAAUACCACAAUUUUAGGACGCAGUAAUUAAGAUUACAAUAUCAAAUAUUUGAUAAAUUAUAGUUUUAUAAAAAAAUAUUUCAUUAAGUUAUUUUUUAAAUAAUUAUAACGAUGUAGAACAAGAUAAGUUUUAAUUACCAAUGUUUAUCAAGUUUAUUUUGUGAUAGUAAUUAUUAAACAAUAGAAUUCAAAUAUCAUUUGCAGACCUACAAAGGAGAUAUUUCAAUGUCAUUUUUUUUAAUAACAUUUUUGAAAACGGAAAGAAAGUUUAUAAAAAUAAUUUAUUAUGCAAACUUUAAAUCUUAUUAAUUUUACGUUUUUUCAGCAGAGAUCUUGGGGUUGUUAAGAAAAGGAAUACCAAACAAGCAAGUUUCCUUCAAACUGCUUAGUUGGUUCAGAAAACUAAAAUGUAACACUAUUUCGCUAUAAUUUCUAAAGGAAAUUUUUUAGAUCAGACAUUAGUUUUACAUAUAGACAUAGAUAGAAAUUAUAAAUAGAUUAUAUAUAGAUAGAUAUCUAUGAACGAGGCAUUAUAUCUAUGUAUUACAUAAAUAAGCAUAUAUUUUCUGUGCUUUAAAAUUGU
Messenger RNA from Parasteatoda tepidariorum (common house spider), 6457 nucleotides. RefSeq names its product adhesion G protein-coupled receptor V1. Gene Ontology annotation, cellular component: membrane. The record is from RefSeq and is a predicted model, not a curated record. Gene Ontology annotation, biological process: cell communication; metal ion transport. NCBI's taxonomy places the organism in Eukaryota, Metazoa, Arthropoda, Arachnida, Araneae, Theridiidae.